Micromonas pusilla CCMP1545 is the source of this 749-nucleotide messenger RNA. RefSeq lists its product as uncharacterized. The record is from RefSeq and is a predicted model, not a curated record. Lineage: Eukaryota; Viridiplantae; Chlorophyta; Mamiellophyceae; Mamiellales; Mamiellaceae. Bases 288 to 449 code for a protein of 53 amino acids. The transcript has a single exon.
GAAGGUAAUACAGUUCGUGACAGUUUCAGAAGAACGAAACUUUCCAGUAUUUUUUUCUGAUUCUCUCGAGGUGCAGUAGAAUUGCUGCGUUCUCACUUGGAAGAUCGUUCAGUAGAACUGCUCCAUUCUCACUUGAAAUAUAGUUUCGAUUGUUCGCGGAUUGUUGUCGGGUCGUGCAUCAAGAGCGAGAAUAAACGUGGUCCUCUCUUGUCGACCAUUAUUUUUUUCCUUGUGAUAAAGUGACACAGUGCGGGCAUCACGGCACGGGCGAAUAAAACCGUUGUGGUAUGAACCUUGUUGUUACGCGUGCAAUCAUUCAGAGGACGCGGGGAUCGUACGGACCUCGCUCGCGUUUGCAGCACGCGAUGAAACCUCCCAAGCGGAAGAGCUUUGUUGGCACGUUUUGGUAUCUGCCGUUAUUUUUUCAGUUUGUUACGUCAUGGUUGUAGAGGGCCAGUACGAAGAUAAAAGGUAGAUAUGAUAGCUAGAUACGUAUUGCAAGUACCUUCGAAGGUACGAAGGUACUAGGAGGUCUUUUUAGAUACUUCCUAUUUUAUAGUGUGACUCGUGCUGUGUCACGUUAUUCCGUGUGGGCAUUUCAGUCAAUGGCUAGUGAAUUUAUAAGAGCAGUUGUACUUUCGUCCGGAAGUACAUAUAUACAACGUACCUUCAAAGGUGCAGUACCCUCGGAGGUACGACGUAUAGUUGUAGAUUUGUAGAUACUAUUUUUACAACGUCAUGUCUUUCUC